Messenger RNA from Gordionus sp. m RMFG-2023, 6615 nucleotides. RefSeq lists its product as uncharacterized. NCBI's taxonomy places the organism in Eukaryota, Metazoa, Nematomorpha, Gordioida, Chordodea, Parachordodidae. The coding region runs from base 54 to 3875 and encodes 1273 amino acids. The transcript is spliced from 18 exons. The record is from RefSeq and is a predicted model, not a curated record. Gene Ontology annotation, molecular function: zinc ion binding; ubiquitin protein ligase activity; protein binding.
AGUCAACAUUGUUAGGUUCUUUCCGUGUUAUGAAAUACUAGAUACUUUCAUCUAUGAAAUAUCAAGUUAUGUUACAGAAUGAAACUAAAUCUUUUUUUGCCAAAAAAUUAUGUGCGGAUGAUUCUCCACAAAAUGAAGAUACAGCGAAUAUAAAUAAACAUAAUAACGGCUUUUCCAAUGACGAUAACCUUAAUCCACAAGAUAGUGAGUAUAAAGGCUAUAAAAAUAUAAUUUAUGAUGCAUAUGAAAAAGAUGAAUUAUUAGAGAAUGGUAUAUCAUUAAAUGACCAUAAGCAUAAUAAUUAUCAAAGUCAUUUUACAAAUGAAAUGGAUGAAUGUGAAAUGGACAAAAAAAAUAAUGACGCCUUUGAUACCAAUAACGAUUUUGAUUUUAUGCAUACAUCUCAAAUAAAAUGUUUCUUAUGCAAUCAAAAGUUUUCAGAUCCUAGGAUACUAUUUUGUUUACACAGUUUUUGUUUAGAAUGCAUAUUUAGACUUGCAAGAAGUUUAGAUGAUUUACAUAAUUUAACAAAAGGCAAUGAUUUAUACCAUAUAAAUGAUAACAAUCAUAUACUACGAGAAGAUUGUAUAAAUACACAUAAUCAUAUAUCUUCAAAUAUCUCUCCAUUUUUUCAAACCAAAUUAAAGAUCAAUGAUGACCAAACUAAUGCAAUUAAUAUAAAAUGUCCCAUAUGUCAUAAUAUAACCAAGAUAUUAAUUGAAGAAGAAGAAAUAGUCAAAAAUUUGGACAAAAUGUUGCCGAAAGACUUAAUUAUAAAUGAUAUCCUUACUCUAAAUGAUUUACAAAAAAAAUCUCAUACUAUAUCUAAAGAAAAUAUGAUUGAAGAGAAGAGCAAUGAACAACAUUCGAUAUAUUGCACUAGCUGCAAAAUAGUUUUGAGUCUGAUGCUUCAUGGGGACCAGGACAAGGUGGCUGUUGGUCGUUGCGUAGACUGUGGGGCCUAUCUAUGCCCAGCAUGUGUGCGCGCUCACCAGUAUAUGCGAUGUUUUGAAAAUCACAGAGUCAUGAUGUUUGCAGAAAUUCGUGCAGCCCUCAAUCGCCUUACUGGCACAACAGUUUCAACUCCUAAAAGUGAUGGUGAAGAAAAUCCAAAUCAUUUUGAUGAUGUAUUGGAAGCACCAACUAUAAAAGAAAGUGAAUCACAAGCCUCGUCCACUUCGUCCUCUUUAGUUUUGCGUGAUGAAGAAGCUAAUGGUAAGUCUCUCAAAUCCUUUGCUAGCGAGAGCGAUCAUGGUGAUAGUGGUGACGCAGAGUCGGCUCCUAAGAUUAAUGGUAUAGCGAAAAAAUUGGACCAUAAAAAUUGCCAUAGUGAUAAAGACGUUGUUGCAUUGGUUAAUAGCCUCAAAUGUGUGGUGCAUUGUAAUGAACACCCAGGUGAAAGAGUGAAAUACUAUUGCGAUUCAUGUCAGUUCCUUAUAUGUCUGCAAUGCCUUGAAAUACAUCAACCUCCUCAGCAUAUCUGUCUUUUGUUAGAUUCAAAUUUAGAGGACAAGCAUAAGAAAGAUCUUUUACAAGACAUUGAUACAGCAACUGAAAAAAUGCGUUUGCUAGAGGGAAAGGUGUGCCAGUAUGAGAACAAGCUCUUUACACUGGACAGUCAGCAGGAGACGGCCAAACGGGGGCUAGAGGAAGCUCGAGAGUCAUGUAAGGAUUUAGUGGAUCAAUAUUUUAGUGCCGCCCUUGAAGAACUGGCGCACAUGCAUACCUCAUAUGAGCUCAAGGUUAUGGAAGCAUUCCACGAUGUAAAAAAACUGUUGGAAAAUUACGAGGAUAGCACUGAAUUUACUAAGAAAAUGCUGCGGCGUUGCAAUUUACCUGAGAUGCUCUCUCUCAAACCUUUUGUUAAACAUCGGUUAUUUAUUCUUUCUGCCAAUUCUGGACUUCCAUUAGCUGUUGUUGAACCAGGAAUAGACAGACCCAAUAAUAAAUAUGCAGCGGCCACGGAUCUAGACCUCACCUUUCACCUGGAUACGCCAGCCAAGCUGGAAACAUUUUUGAAAGAACAAUUUUUGGAACCUUUUGUCACCCAGAGGGAUCCAGGGGUCGAGAGGGAAACUAAAUCAGGAGACGAGAGCUCCUGCUCCAAGUCGUUCACCAAUGGCGACAUUAGUUCACUUGAUAGCUUAGAGCGUGAGGCUAAUAACAAUGACCCUGCGCUUACGUCUCCAUCCUCUCUGUCCGCCAUGACAUCAUCGCUAGCUCUACCCCUCAAUGACAUGAACCCUUCUUCAGCCUUUGCCACCAAUAUAAUGGGAUUGGCUGCAUUAGCCAAACUGGGUAACAUGACUCUUGAUGGCAACAUGAUUCUCAUGCCAGACCUCACUAUGCUCUCCCCAGGGCUCGAAAAUGGCAUGAACACCACUAGUUUUAACAAUGGCAGUCUGACACGCAUCAAUUCUAAUUCUCCAUCUCCUCUUGACAUGGAAACUUCUGGUCCUGGCAUCAACAUGUCGUGCACAUUAGCUGAAUUGCACCUUAACAAACCGUUCCUUGGUCAACCUAUGCUUAAGGAACCGGACGCUAAUGGGUCAUCCAAAACCUCAUCGUUGAAUUUAAACGCCCUCACUGGACGACUGAAUAAUUUGUCCGCUCUCCUCGAACGCAAUAAUACCAGUCUUGGGCCGAGUGGGAACGAAUACCUCACGGCCAAUUUGUCUCGUCUUCUGACCAUGUCUUCCAACCCACCACCCCCGCCUCAACUUCACCACUCCCUACCUUCCAACAACAUGCCCAUGCAUUACAACCUAAAUCACGAGGCCCAUUCAAAUUUAAACUCACUGCAUUCCACACCUCCGCUAAACCCUCUUCAACAACUCCAAGCACCACUUAACGGCCUCAAUAAUGUUACAGGUGCGCUAAUUGAUGGUUCUUCUAACUCUCAAAUGUUAGCUGGCAAUCCUUUCCUCAACAUGGGUAUGGGCUUAAGUGCCUACCUUCAGACCCACCCGCCACCCCUUUCUUGUUCUUCCUCAAUCAAUGGAAUAAGUUCCAACCCUAAAAUGAGCGUCAUGAAAGUCAGGGUUAAAUUCGGUUCUUUGGGUCCUGGAAAUUUGCAAUUCAAUUCUCCACAUGGAUUUUGUUUGGGUGUUGACGAAGAGAUUAUCGUGGCCGAUACAAACAACCACAGGAUCCAAGUCUAUACCAAAGCCGGCGCAUUUAAGGGUCAGUUUGGGAUCCCAGGACGGGACGAGGGGCAACUCUGGUAUCCACGCAAAGUAGCCGUCAACAAGAUGAAUGGCAAAUUUGUGGUUUGCGACCGGGGCAAUGAGCGUUCUCGCAUGCAGAUUUUUGAUCGCAACGGAAAUUUUUUGAAGAAAGUGCCUAUUCGUUACAUUGAUAUCGUGGCUGGGUUGGCCAUCACAGAAGUUGGUUCCCCAGGUGGUGCAGGACAUAUUGUAGCAGUAGACAGUGUAACGCCCACCGUUUUUCGCAUUGCCGAAACUGGAGACCUAUUACACUGGUUUGAUUGCAGUGAACAAAUGCGUGAACCCUCAGACGUGGCCGUUCGUGGCGAUGAGUACUAUGUGUGUGACUUCAAGGGGCAUUGUGUUGCCGUGUUUGCAGAAAGUGGACGUUUCCUGCGCCGUAUAGGCCGCGAAUCCCUCACCAACUUUCCUAACGGCAUUGACGUGAGUGAGGGUGGCGAGGUACUCGUCGGCGAUUCGCAUGGAAACCGCUUUCACGUUGCCGUUUUUCGCGGAUCGGAUGGCGCCUUCGUGGCUGAAUUUGAGUGUCCACAUGUCAAGGUUAGUCGAUGUUGUGGCCUUAAAAUCACGUCGGAGGGCCACGUCGUCACACUCGCCAAGAACAACCACUACGUCCUUGUGUUAGACACGCUUUUCGUUCCUCCUUAGUUAACGGGCAAGUAUUACAAAAGAAAUAAUAGUUACGUAUAAAUACCAUUUGUUCAUCAGAUUUAACGGAGCCCACCUACCGCAGAAUUUAAUUCUAAUUGUUUAUACAUUUGUUGAAUUUUAACUUUUUCAUAUUUUCUCUUGAUUAUAUUGUAAAUUAAAUAUAUGAACCCUCAUAAAACCCUCAACCACCAAACAAAUUUUUUAUAUAUUAUCCUCUGCUUUUUUGUUGUUUAAUGCGUUUAUUGUAUUAUUCAUCUUUUACUAAAAAUCCCACGAUUCAUAAUUAACAACAUAUUAUUUAAAGGUAAGAACUGAAUUUUAUAUCUAAUCCAAUAUUUAAAUAUAAAAUUUUUGGGGGUCAUAGUUCUUUUAUUUAUAUUUUACACAUGGUAUUUUAACCCUGUAUGAUUUAAAAAAAUAUUUAAAUUUAACAUUCAUAAUAAUAUUUUAUAGGUAAAGAUAUUUUUUUUGCAAAUUUUAUAUUUUUUAUGUUUUUUUACAGUUUUUAGAAUCUUUACAUUUUAAAAAAAAUAUAUUUUAUUAUAAAUUUCUUUAAUUUAUACACAAAAGAACUUUUUUGAUAUCCAAUUUUAUCAAUGAUUAUAAUUACUAGCUGUGGGUUCGUCACUGAGAAAUGUUUGGUCUGCUUGUGAUGUGCAUUGCAGAAUUAUUAUAGUUCGGUAAGAAUGAUUUAUUAGUUUCUUGCAUUUUUAUAGAAUCAGUUGUCUAUUGAUUGAUUCUAUUCAUUAGUAUCAUUUUAUCUUUUUUAUAUAUAAACAUAAUGUUGCCUUAUAUUUCAGCUAAUAUGUUUAUAUUUUUUUCAAACAAUUUUUCCCCUAAUUUCAUUCACCAUUAUUAUACUACCUUCGCUUGUAUUAGUUAUUUAUCCUUGCUUAGUCGUAAAUAAUAUUGAAGCAGCGCGUUAAUUUGUCCGAGAUCAAGUGUUCUCUUAUUUUAAAAUUCCAUGGUGCUGCAUAUAUAAUCCUAUUUUAUAAAAAUUAUUAUAUGCGCGUUUAAAUUAUUAAAACUUUGAAGUGUACACUUUAAUUUAAAAAAAGUUAAAUCUGCCCUUUAUAGAUGCUAAAUAUUUAUAAGAUGGCCAUAUUCUUUUUUAAAACUUUUACACGCUGCUUGCAUCUAUUUACAUACACAAAUUUAUUUUAUAUAAAACUUUUACACUUUUUCUUCCAAAAUGCACCCCUCUUUUAUCUUUUAUUAUAGUCUUUCCUUCAAUUCCGGUUAUAUAUAUAUCUCCCAUAAUUUUUUUUACCACUCGCGACUAAACAUAUGGUCAAGAUAUUCUUAAAAUCGUGCAUUUAUAAUAUAUAACAAACUGGGUUUAUUUUUUGUUACUAAAAUUAAUAGUAUCCAUCCUUUUACUAUUUGUUACCAAUGUAACUUUUCUUUUAGCCUGUUUAAUUUUUUUUUAAAUUUUCCUUUAUACAUACCUUUUUUUGUUUAAAAAAAAUAAUAUUAAUAUACUCUCCCAGUAUUACAUUAAAAAAAGAAAUAGAAAUAUAUUUUUCCCCCAUAUAUAUUUUUUUAUUCAACCCCUUUUUUAGAAGACAAUGUCAAAAAAUUAAUAUUUAAAAAAAAGAGAUUCAUUUUAAUAGACAUGAUUGAUGAUAUAGAUAAUUACAUAUUAUAUUAUUAAGCAUUUUUUUUGUCUCAAAACAAAACGCAGGUGAAAUUAUUUUUUCUUUUUGAGGGGGGGGGGGUGCACAUCUUUUUUUUGAUCGAUGAAAUUGUAUAUAAUUGGGAUUUUAAGAUAAAAUUUACUUUAUCAUUGUUAUCCGAGAGCUUUUUUUUAUACUCUCCCUUCCCCCGUUUUAAAUGAAAAAUAUAUAUAAAACACAAUUGCAAUAUUAUUUACCUUUUUUCCAAUAUUUUUUAUACUAAUAAAUAUACAAAAAAUAUAUAUACAUAUAUACAACACAAAAUUGAUUUGUUUUAUGUUUUAUUUUUUUUAAAUUUCGAAAAAAUUUUAUAUUAAAUAUUUUUAUGUACACAAAACGCCGCAAAAAAGCGCCUUUUUUGUUUUUUGAAAAAGGAGAAAGAAAGAAAAUAAAUUUAUAUUUUAAUUUUGAAAAAAAAAACAACGAAAAGAAUAUGUAUGUAUUAUAAUAAAUAAUAAAACGAAAAUUUUUUUUUAAAUAUCUUUAUCACACAAGAGCGAAUACGAAAUAAUCACUCAAAAGUUUUUAUAACCACUUUUUUUACACUUUACUCGUCAGCCAAUGAUAUAAACGUUAUUUAUUUUUUCACCCUCAUUUUUACCUUUAUUUUUUUUGGUUAACGCUUUUAUGCACAUUCAUUAACACAAUUUACCAAACAACUCAUCUAUUUUUUUAGUUAAAUUAAUCGGGAAAUCGAUUGAGCAAUCCAAUAUUUUACGUAGCAAAUUAUUGUUCGUUGCUUUUUCUUGUUUAUUGGAUUAUGAAAUUUAUAAACGGAGAAAGAUUAAAUUAUCCGGUUUAACACCCAUUUAUUUAAAGCUUAAUAUUCAUUUACACGAAGUCAAAAUUAAUAGUUUUUUUAAAUUUGAGGACCCGAGAUUUACAAAUAUUUUUAUAUUUUCAGCCCUUUUUAUGAUAACAAUCCAAUUUUUUGUUCAUACUAAUAUAUAUUUUUUAAAACGUAAAUCUUAAUUUUCCACUUACAUAUUUGCUAACUUUAAUAAAUUAUUUUUAAAAAUAAUUCCUUCAAAAUUUAUAAUAUUGUUAUAUAUUUCAAAAUU